UGUUCUACACAGUUACUAGAAAAUUGAUAACGAUUAACCCGCGUGGUCAAUAUGCGAGAAAAUAUUUGAAAUUAAAAUGUUUAAAUUUUGAAUAAUUUAGUUUUUUUGGGUAUUCUAUCUUCGUCGGGAGCAAAAAUAUUAUACUAUUAUAUACCAUCUUACCUCUCUUGUCCUGUCAACAUAAUUUUCUUUCGAAUAUCAUCUAUGGAGCAAGCCGAGUUUUCAGUUGUCACAGACAGACACAAUGGCAUACCAUCGACAAAUGGACCCAGACUCGGGACGCUGAAACAUUCAAACUCUAAAGUCAUCACUCCGGCGUUCAUGUUUUACACUAAAUGUGGAAGUGUGCCAUACAUUUCGAGAGAAGUAUUCGAAAAAAUUGUGCCCGAUGAUCAGGUGUUGUUUAAUUUCCCGUUGCCAACAUGUUUGAGUUUCCACCAACCACUGAAAGAGUUUAAACGCGGUCUCAACGCGUUUGUUGGUCUUGAGAAGUAUUUGUCGUGCUGUUCAAUAACUGACUGUGCGGUGGAUAACCCACAAGGUUACAAUAAAAAAGACAGUGUUGCUAUUAAAACCAAAAGUGGAAAUCAAUUAAUCAACUAUGGAAAAUAUAUGGAUAUCAUAGAAGUAUUCAAACCCACAAUGUAUGUUACCCUAAGCAUUUCGGAUAUUAAUUUGGAUAGUUCACCUUCAGCAAUUGAAAAGUCAGUCAACAUUUCAAAUAGACUUUUUAAGAGUUGCUUAGAACGGCAUCAUCAAUCUGAAGUAUUAAAACAAAGUUGUAUGAUUGCUCCAAUACAAGGUGGUUAUAAUGUACAAGAAAGAAUUCGAUCGGCAACGUUUUUAUCAGAAUAUCAUGAUGAUGUAAUAGGAUUUCUAUUUGAUGGAUUUUUUACUGAUGGAAGUAUUGUCGAAGAAAUUCCUAGUGAUCUUAUUCUACCCAUUGUAAAUAAAACAAUGGAAUGUCUCCCAUAUGAUAAAAUGAAAAUCAUAUUUGGUGCCUGGACUCCAAGUUUAAUAAUUGAUUUUAUAAACAGUGGAGUGGACAUGUUUGAUUCAUCUUUCCCAUACAUUACAACUGAACGAAAUUCGGCUUUAAUAUUUGAUUAUAGUUUAAAAUAUAAAAAUGAAAGUAUUAUCAUGGACAUUCUUAAUCAUAAAACAGAUGAAAAUGUAGACAGUUCAAAUGACUAUGAAAUAUGUUUGACAGAUACAAGUCAUUUUGAGAAAUUUGUACCAAUAAAAGAUUCAUGUACGUGUUUGACCUGUAAAAAACAUACUCGAUCUUACAUUCAUCAUCUACUGGUCUCAAAUGAGCUUCUAGGUUCUAUAUUAUUAACUAUACACAAUCUACAUUACUUUAAUCAAUUUUUCAAGGAUAUUCGUGAAGUAUUGAUGAAAAAAUAAAUAAAAAUUCUAAUUUAUUUUAAUAA
Messenger RNA from Rhopalosiphum padi (bird cherry-oat aphid), 1433 nucleotides. Its product is annotated as queuine tRNA-ribosyltransferase accessory subunit 2. The transcript has 9 exons. Bases 205 to 1407 code for a protein of 400 amino acids. The record is from RefSeq and is a predicted model, not a curated record. NCBI's taxonomy places the organism in Eukaryota, Metazoa, Arthropoda, Insecta, Hemiptera, Aphididae. Gene Ontology annotation, molecular function: tRNA-guanosine(34) queuine transglycosylase activity.